UGCAGCGCGGACUGAGUCACGCGAGGAGUAAGUGGUUGCCAGGCAACUCUGUGUUGUAGCUGUAGCUGUAGUCCGCGAGCCCGGCGCUGUGGUCAGGAGUGAGUCCAGCAUGUCAGGCACGACCCUCAGAGGAAAUGGCUCUCUUAUCACACACAACAACGCCACCUACAUUCCAGCGUCUCUGAUGCCUGGGUACCGUGGGCAUGUGCCAACCGCCAAGUUCCAGUAUGGGGUCACCUUUGGAAAUGCAACCAUCAAGUAUUUUCUUGACACGCGGGGUGCAGCCAUGACCCGAAGUGCAAGUCAGUACAGCACAGGUGGCAUGUUCCCUUCCAUCUCCAGUGCUGGAGGUCCAUGGAGCAGAGAUCGGGCCCUUUACAGCCCCUACUGGACACGAUACAAUGUAGAUUUCGAGCGCCAGCGAGAGAUCAAACACUUUGAUGAGCUGGCACAGAAACACAGAGGGAAGUACAAAGACAAGACUGGCACACAGCAGCCUGUCAGUUACUUCAUCAUUCCGGUGAAAGCGAGUGAGAAGUUCUCCCGGGAAGCCAUGUAAGAAUCAGAUAGAGUUGUCCAUGCAGUCAGUAGCCUUAGCACUACUUAGAUACACUGAUAGACAGCUAGAUAAAAACUUUAUUAAUCCCAAAGGAAAUUGCAGGGUUACAACAGCAACAUCCAGGACUGUGAUGCUUAUUAACUUUAUAUUCUGUGAGAGAGAUGUGUGUUAGUGUGCUCUCAGCCUGAACAACAGGAUUCUUCUUUUAAACUCUCUGUUGUACUCCAGUCUUCCAUUUUCAGUUCCUCCCAUUGACUGAUUGUUUUAGAAUAUUAUGAUACCAAAUAUUAUCAUUGACUUUCUAAUACUAGUAUGAACUAUGUAUUGCUAGGAAUCUGUUCAAAUAGAUUUCAUAUGCUUAUUAAAUAUGUUACAUACAGUAUGUA
Messenger RNA from Pygocentrus nattereri (red-bellied piranha), 945 nucleotides. RefSeq names its product family with sequence similarity 166 member C (gene cimip2c). Bases 110 to 559 code for a protein of 149 amino acids. The record is from RefSeq and is a predicted model, not a curated record. Lineage: Eukaryota; Metazoa; Chordata; Actinopteri; Characiformes; Serrasalmidae. The transcript is spliced from 3 exons.